Molecule: messenger RNA, 635 nt
Organism: Cryptotermes secundus
Lineage: Eukaryota; Metazoa; Arthropoda; Insecta; Blattodea; Kalotermitidae
Product: translation initiation factor eIF-2B subunit beta-like
Exons: 3
Coding region: 22-435 (137 amino acids)
Biological process (GO): translational initiation
Cellular component (GO): eukaryotic translation initiation factor 2B complex
Molecular function (GO): guanyl-nucleotide exchange factor activity; translation initiation factor activity
Source: RefSeq, a predicted model, not a curated record
UUGACGACUAAAAUUAUAACUAUGCCAGGGAAUUCUGAUAUAGCGAACGAAGAAAUAAACAAGUUUAUUAGUGAUGUACAACAGGGAAAAGUAUGGGGUUCCUAUGACAUAGCAUUUAACACAGUCAACUUGCUGAAGAAGGUCAUUGGCCAUGGAAACUGGCAAACUGCUCAAGAUCUUGUGGCACUAGUCAGUGCAGAAGGCAGAAAGCUAACAAAGGCACUUCCACUGCAGGCAUCAGUAGGCAACAUGGUCAGGCGGGUUCUCAAGAUAAUCCGGGAGGAAUAUGUAGCCACUCAGCAGGUAGGACAAGCCAUAAUGGUCACUGGAAUUGGUUUUCACAAAGUUUAUUUACCUCAUUACUGCCUUUGCAGCUCCCCAUACCUCUUGUGUCAUGUCAUGCAUUUUUUUCAUAGUAAAAGUUACUGGUACUAACAAAAUGGAAGUUAAUUGCCGAUCUUAUAUCGUUGCAUUUGGGGAUAUAUGAACAAAAUAGAAAUUUAAACCGUCCAGGUCCAUUAAACAGACUGUUCCAGACUGUUAAUUGUAAAAUAUUAAAUCUGUUGCCAAAACAGAUUUGGUGUGCAAAGCCACAAGAAUACAUCAUGUGUGCCUGUUUUCCAUUAUUUAAAAAG